Messenger RNA from Wyeomyia smithii (pitcher-plant mosquito), 720 nucleotides. It is a transcript of the gene Chrac-14, whose product is annotated as DNA polymerase epsilon subunit 3. The record is from RefSeq and is a predicted model, not a curated record. Gene Ontology annotation, biological process: heterochromatin formation; DNA damage response; leading strand elongation. The transcript has 2 exons. Gene Ontology annotation, molecular function: protein heterodimerization activity; chromatin DNA binding. Gene Ontology annotation, cellular component: epsilon DNA polymerase complex; CHRAC. Bases 149 to 508 code for a protein of 119 amino acids. NCBI's taxonomy places the organism in Eukaryota, Metazoa, Arthropoda, Insecta, Diptera, Culicidae.
UGCUUACCUUGAACACACAAUCUUGUUUCCCUCGCAAACUUCUAUAAAAACGCAUUAAACUUAAGAACCAGUGUGAAAUUUGCGAAAAAACAGAAGAGAUUCACUCUAAUUGAACUCCGUUUGUGUGAAAGUAUUUAGCUAAGGCAAAAUGGUCGAACGUAUCGAAGAUCUUAAUCUGCCUAAUACCGUUGUUACUCGUUUGAUGAAGGAGGCUCUACCGGCAGAUGUAAAAAUUGCCAGUGAAACACGAACGGCGUUGACCCGUGCUACUUCAGUGUUUGUGCUGUACCUGACCUCGGCGGCAACGGCCGUAGCUCAAAGAAACAAACAGAAAACUCUCAGCGUAGAUCACAUUUUUGGUGGUUUGGAGGAAAUCGAGUUUGAUAGUUUUAUUAAGCCAUUGAAGAAAGAUCUGGAAAAUUAUCGGAAAUUAGUCAAAAAUAAGAAGGAGAAAAAAGACAAAACAGAAACAGAAGAGGCCCCUGAGGAUGAAAACGUAGGCGACUGAUGGAGCUCUAGAAGCAAUUCGUUGUGAACGGGAAAAUUUUUAAUAUGACUACAUUAUUAUAGCUGCUACUCUACAUAAUUUUAAAAGGGAAAUAUUUGUUUGCACCUAAUUAAGAUUGAAAAUAUGAAAUACACCUUUCAACAAGCUGCUGAAUAAGUGUCAAACGAAUAUGAAUAAUGAAAUUGCCUAAUUAAAAACUUUAUUACAAACUA